AUGCAACAGAUAUUAUCAAUCGCAAGUGACGAUACUGAGCUAUCAAGUUUAUUGAAAGAUGUUGGCCUUGAAUCAAAACCGGGUCACAGAAAGAGAUUUGUCGCUGCAAUAAAAAUUUUGACUUCGAAAAAGCACGGUGAUUGUGAUGAUGACAGCAAGCGAGAUGAAGGAAAUCUUGGUUCUGUCGGAGAAAGUAGCAAUAAGUUCUUGAAAUGUGUGUGA
Molecule: messenger RNA, 222 nt
Organism: Paramuricea clavata
Lineage: Eukaryota; Metazoa; Cnidaria; Anthozoa; Malacalcyonacea; Plexauridae
Source: the annotation of a GenBank genome assembly